This is a messenger RNA of Musa acuminata AAA Group (dessert banana), 1943 nucleotides long. Its product is annotated as zinc finger protein CONSTANS-LIKE 16-like. Gene Ontology annotation, cellular component: nucleus. The transcript is spliced from 2 exons. Gene Ontology annotation, molecular function: zinc ion binding; protein binding. Lineage: Eukaryota; Viridiplantae; Streptophyta; Magnoliopsida; Zingiberales; Musaceae. Gene Ontology annotation, biological process: regulation of DNA-templated transcription. The record is from RefSeq and is a predicted model, not a curated record. Bases 427 to 1647 code for a protein of 406 amino acids.
GUUGCCGACGGAGAAGGCAAAGACAAGGACCAUGUAGUCCCCUCACAAGGAGUUGGGAAGCAGUGACUGGGAUUCCCUGUUCCCUGUCUCGCUUGAGAUAGGUGGACGGAGCUCCUCAGGAAGAAGUGUGACGGCGACGGGCGAUCGAAAGGCUCCGCCACGGCGCGCGGGCCCCGCGCGGAAUCCGGCCAAUGGACCUUUCGCCCAAUAGCAUUCCGAGGUAGCGGAUGCCCUCACCAUCUCGGCCAAUCAUGUUUCGAGUUAAGCCGCACGCGGGCCCCGGUAGCCGCAUCUCGUCCUGUGCCAGCUCGCCACGUCGCCAAAAGCGCUUCCCCACCCUUUUUUAACGCAAAUAACUGCCGCGGCUACUUCGGUUCUCAACAUGACUCUACUUGCACUUCUCUCCAAUUGACUUCUCCUCCAGCAAUGAGCUACGCCGAGAAGCAGCGCUCGGCCGGUGCCGUGGCAGCCAGGACGGCUCGCGCCUGCGACAGCUGCCUCCGUCGCCGCGCCAGGUGGUUCUGCGAGGCCGACGACGCCUUUCUCUGCCAGUCCUGCGAUGCCUCAGUCCACUCCGCCAAUCCUCUCGCCCGCCGCCACCGCCGCGUCCGUCUCGAUACCGCUUCCUGCUCCUCGCCAUCCUCCUCCUCUUCUUCGCCCCCGACGGAUGAUGUGUCGGGUGAUCAUUCGAUGCCCCCGUGGCUGCAUGGCUUCAAGCGCAAGCCGCGAACUCCUCGCGGCAAGCCGGGGCGAGCCCUCGCGGCGGCCAAAGUGGAGACCCUCGUGCCCGACCUCGAGACGAUGUCCACGGAGGAGAACCGAUCCAACGAGGAGGAGCAACUCCUCCACUGCGUGCCCACCCUCGACCCUCUCCUUAUCGAGUCCUGCUCCCAGCAUCCAGUCGACGAUGGCAGCCCUUCUGAGGACGACGUGAAGCCGGCCCUGCAGCUAGCGGACUUCGCUCACGUCUCCGCCGCCGAUGGCCUCGCGGGUUUCCGUCCGUCGGACUUGGACCUUGCGGAGUUCGCGUCCGACAUGGAGGCCUUGCUCGGUCGGGGGCUCGACGACCACUCGUUCUGCAUCGACGGGCUGGGCCUAGCGGACGCAACGCUGGAGGAUGACGGUAUGGAGCAUGUGAAGGUGGAGGAUGGCGACGCCGCCUGUGGUUUCGGAGUGGAGAUCGCCUUAUCGAAGGACACGAUGGACCUCGACUUCGACAGCCGGACGGCAACGAUGGCGGUCCAAGUCAAAGACCACAAACCAUCACAGGAGGCAGCAACGAAGAGGAGGCCGAUACUGAGGCUGGACUACGAGGCUGUCAUCGUUGCCUGGUCGUCCAACGGAUGUUCGCCAUGGACCGACGGCGAGCGGCCACAGUUCGACCCGAGUGAUGCAUGGGCGGACUUCCUGGUGGCGGAGGCAGGAGGCGGAGGAGAGGUGCAAGGGAUGUAUCAACAGGCGGGUCACAUGGCGGCGGUGGAUGGAGGGAGGGAGGCAAGAGUGUCGAGGUACCGGGAGAAGCGGCGGACGAGGCUGUUCUCGAAGAAGAUAAGGUACGAGGUGCGGAAGCUGAACGCAGAGAAGCGACCGAGGAUGAAGGGCCGCUUCGUGAAGCAGGCAGCAGCUCCUGCCUUAUCAUGCCGAUGAAGCAGGAGGAAUCAAAGAAACCCCACCAAGUUAAUGAACUCUUUGAAUGCAGAUUGCUAAGUUCAAGCAGGAAUUGUGGGUAGCAGUCAUCAAUGGAAGUUGAUAUCUAUGUAUCUAUAUAUCUAACAUAUCAAUCAAUUACUAGUGCUUCUUUUCGUUUCUAUGUUAAGUGGUGUAGUAUCAUCAAUGGAAGAUGAUGAUAUGUAACAGACCAAGUAACUCUUGUUUCUUCUUUGCAAUUCUAUCAUUUUUUAGGAUUGUGAUGAAGAAAAAGCUUUAUUUGAUCAGUUCUUCAA